Messenger RNA from Ceratotherium simum simum (southern white rhinoceros), 1360 nucleotides. NCBI's taxonomy places the organism in Eukaryota, Metazoa, Chordata, Mammalia, Perissodactyla, Rhinocerotidae. The record is from RefSeq and is a predicted model, not a curated record.
AUAGCAUUUUGAAUUUUGCCUUCCAUUUGUUCAUUGCUAGUAUAUAGAAACAAUUGACUUUUGUGUGUGUUGACCUUAUAAUCUGUGACCUUGCUUAACUCAUUUAUUAGUUCCCGGAGCUUUUUUUUUUUUCAAGAUUCCUUGGGAUUUUCUACAUAGACAAUCAUGUCAUCUGCAAAUAGGGACAGUUUAAUUUCUUCCUUUCCAUUGUUUGUUCAGAGAACCAGCUCAGUUGGACUCUACCGAUUAAACCAUGGGUUUUCAGUGAAUACAAAAUCAUGUGGUUUAAAUCCUGUAGAAUGACUUUUGCCUGCUUGAAUAGAAUGAAAAGUUACAGGUACCCUUGGACAAGACCGUACAGCACUUCUGGAACCACUGUAGACAGCAGUGAGGUAAAAACCUUCCUGGCCCUGGCUCACAGGUGGUGGGAUGAGCAAGGAGUGUAUGCGCCUCUUCAUUCUAUGAACGACCUGAGGGUACCAUUUAUUAGAGACAAUCUUUUAAAAACAGUUGCUAAUCACCAGCCAGGAAAACCUUUGUCUGGGAUGAAGAUUCUUGAUGUUGGCUGUGGUGGUGGAUUGUUAACUGAACCUCUAGGGCGGCUUGGGGCUUCAGUUAUUGGAAUCGAUCCUGUGGAUGAGAACAUUAAAACAGCACAGCGCCAUAAAUCAUUCGAUCCAGUCCUGGAUAAGAGGAUAGAGUACAGAGCAUGUUCCCUGGAAGAGAUUGUGGAAGAGACUGCAGAAACAUUUGAUGCUGUCGUAGCUUCCGAAGUUGUAGAACAUGUGAUUGAUCUAGAAACAUUUGUACAGUGCUGCUUUCAAGUGUUGAAACCCAGUGGUUCUUUAUUCAUUACUACAAUCAACAAGACCCAGCUGUCUUAUGCCUUGGGAAUUGUUUUUGCAGAGCAAAUUGCAGGUAUUGUACCAAAAGGUACUCAUACAUGGGAGAAGUUUGUUUCACCCGAAAAGCUAGAGAGCAUUCUGGAAUCAAAUGGUCUGUCAGUUCAGACUGUGGCAGGAAUGCUCUACAACCCUUUCUCAGGGUACUGGCAUUGGAGUGAAAAUACCAGCCUUAACUAUGCAGCUUAUGCUGUGAAGUCCGGGGUUCAGGAACACCAGGUGCCAGCUGAGUUUGUUUUAAAGGAGGAAGCAGAAGAGCUCCAAGCCACAGCCUCUACCAACCCAGCUGUGCAUGAAGAGCUGAAGAAAUGAAUUGUUUCUAGAGACUGUAGUAAUAUGGCUUGAAAGUCUGAUGUUUACAAAUACAAAGAAUAUAUAAUUUGUCUUUGGAGAGAGGAUCAUGAAGAAAAGAGAGUCAAUAAAAAGGGCUAAGACCUUGGAUAAAAGUUUUGUUGUUU